Quercus robur (English oak) is the source of this 787-nucleotide messenger RNA. Its product is annotated as 60S ribosomal protein L6, mitochondrial-like. NCBI's taxonomy places the organism in Eukaryota, Viridiplantae, Streptophyta, Magnoliopsida, Fagales, Fagaceae. Gene Ontology annotation, molecular function: rRNA binding; structural constituent of ribosome. Bases 190 to 498 code for a protein of 102 amino acids. The transcript has 2 exons. The record is from RefSeq and is a predicted model, not a curated record. Gene Ontology annotation, biological process: translation. Gene Ontology annotation, cellular component: ribosome.
UUCUUAACAAAUAAAAGCCCAAAUAUUUUAUAAUUUUAUACCUGAUUCCUGAGGCGAGGUGAGCAGUUGAGACUUGAGAGAGGCGGAGAGCAGAGAAUCAGACUGAACAGUGGAGACUGGAGACUUGAGAGAGGCGGAGAGCAGAGACUAGAGAGAAAGAAUUCAGGUGAUCAUUUCACUUUAAGCUUAAUGGAAGCCAAAUUUUUUCGCUUUCUUAAGAUUGUGGGUGUUGGGUACAAAGCAAGAGCUGAAGCUGAAGGACGUCUCUUACUUCUCAAAUUGGGAUACAGCCAUGAGGUUGAACUGACUGUUCCUCCAGCUGUGCGUGUGUUCUGCUUCAAAAAUAAUGUAAUUUGUUGCACCGGAAUUGACAAGCAUAGAGUGCACCAGUUUGCUGCUGCUGUUCGUAGUUGUAAGCCGCCUGAAGUGUACAAAGGCAAAGGCAUUAUGUACGUUGAUGAAGUUAUUAAGAAGAAGCAAGGAAAGAAAUCAAAAUGAUUGCAAAGAGGAUGAGUAGUAUUGGAGAAUGUUUUAUAUCAAGCCAUGUCUGGACAUACUAUUGCCUCAUCCUGCAAAGAUGGGUUUGGCACCUGACUUCAAAUCAAAGUAUUCAUGCAGCACAGCACAGUGCUUUCGAACUAGUUUAAAAGCUUUGUAAUAUUUGAUCCAAUUUUCUCUGAAUCAGCUAGGAGUUUUUGCUUAAUUUAAGGCCUUAUUAUUACUGUUUUCGCUGUAAUAAGAUACUAAAUAUCUCCAUGUAAUUUCGUGGGCAGAGUUUUCAAACUAA